UGUAGAGCAACCCUUGUGGCGUGCGAUGCCAUGAGCCGUAAGCCGAGCAGCGAUAAGGCGCAUGCUUGCCAGUCGCACAGCAUCCUUCAAGAUAAGUGGAGAGCAAAACUUCUUCGAGCAGCACGAUCAGCGCAAAGUGCAUAGGGCUGCCGCGUGCUGGGUAUAUCAAUGUCUCAGCCUUCUCUAAACCUGUCUCCUUUCAUUACCUUAGCGUGACACCACACCACUAAUUAAGUAUCAGAUCUCUUUACAGCGGUACCGUACUUUAUCAUCAUGGACAAGCAUCUCGGCGCCCAAGAGCCUCCUGAGGAAGCAAUACAGCAGCGCCACGAAUCCGUGGCAAACACAGAUAAGACCUUCUGGCAGCGUAUCUGGCCCAUCGUUGGCUGCGGUGCCGGCCUCUUUUCGGAUGGCUACUUGAACGGGGUCAUCGGCUCCGUUAGCACCAUCCUUGCGAUCCUAUACCCUACGCAAUACGUCAACAGCCCUGCUCAGUCCAACGUGUCGUCCAUUACUUUCGUUGGCACGCUGAUCGGCGGCCUUAUCUUCGGUUUCACGUCCGAUCACUGGAGUCGCAAAGGGAGCUUGCUGGUCUCGACCAUCAUUGUGAUUGUUUUUGCCGCCUUGUCCACUGGCAGUUACGGUGCCAAUGGCAGCAUCUCCGGUCUCUUUGCUGCCUUGACUGCUUAUCGUUUCUUUCUUGGUAUUGGCAUUGGAGGCGAGUAUCCCGCCGGCUCUGUGGCGUGCGCGGAGAGUACAGCUGAACUGCGGUCUGGCACCCGGAAUCGCUGGUUCGUCUUGUUCACCAACGUCCAGAUCGACUUUGGCUUCGUUGUCGCGGCCAUAGUUCCCAUGAUCGUAGUUUUGAUAACGACGGAACAACAUCUCCACACGGCCUGGCGAGUGUGCUUGGGUCUCGGUGUUAUACCGCCGCUCUCGAUUCUCUACCUGCGAAUCAAGCUCUCCGAACCCGAAAGCUUCAAGCGUGGCACCAUGGCUAGAACGAAGACGCCGUGGCUUCUUUGCAUCAAGUUCUACUGGUUCAGGCUCAUGGCUAUAUCGCUAAUCUGGCUCCUCUACGACUUUUCUUCGUACUCAUUCGGUCUACUCAGUUCCCAGCUUCUGACUAACCUCCUUGGGACCGAUUCGCGGCUGUGGGUCAGCUUUGGCUGGAACAUCCUGCUGAACUUCUUCUACAUGCCUGGCUGCAUCGCUGGCAGCUGGCUAAGUGACUGGGUCGGCCCUCGGAAUGCGCUGGGAUACAGCGUCCUCGCGCAAGCCGUGGUCGGCUUCAUCAUGGCCGGAUGCUACGGAUACCUUGCCAAGGCGAAGUAUGUUGGAGGCUUUGUCGUCAUAUACGGACUUUUCAUAGCUCUCGGAGAGCUUGGACCUGGCGACAAUAUCGGUCUGCUCGCCUCAAAAACCUCCGCAACCGCCGUCCGUGGCAAGUAUUACGGGAUCGCGGCAGCCUUUGGCAAGAUUGGUGCGUUCGUGGGCUCAAAGACGCUCAUUCUACUAUACAACAAGUACUACUAUGCCGGCGAAGUUGUUAAGGCCGGCCAAUACCCCUUCCUGAUUAGCUCUGCGUUCUGCGUUGUCAUGGCUGGUCUGGUAUUCUUCUGCCUGCCACAUGUCGGACAAGAUACAAUCGAAGAGGAAGACGCCAAGUUCAAGAUUUACUUGGAGAGCCAUGGUUAUGAUACAACUCAAUUGGGACUCCAGCCGAGCGAGAGCACUGAGCAGAUCUUACAAAGGGGCAAGGAGGAUGUAGCUCCUUAAGAAUCGUUCAUAGAAGGCAUUCAGGAGCGGAUAUGCUACCCUACCGAGACUGAAGUACCACUGAAUCGCCAGUUGCCCCUCGACUGCAACUCAAA
Messenger RNA from Baudoinia panamericana UAMH 10762, 1874 nucleotides. RefSeq lists its product as uncharacterized. The coding region runs from base 274 to 1779 and encodes 501 amino acids. Gene Ontology annotation, molecular function: carboxylic acid transmembrane transporter activity. The transcript is spliced from 5 exons. Gene Ontology annotation, biological process: transmembrane transport; carboxylic acid transport. Gene Ontology annotation, cellular component: plasma membrane. NCBI's taxonomy places the organism in Eukaryota, Fungi, Ascomycota, Dothideomycetes, Mycosphaerellales, Teratosphaeriaceae. The record is from RefSeq and is a predicted model, not a curated record.